CACCGGCUUCCACUCUGGUUUCAGUCCCGGCAGAGAGACACUCACCUCCAGCAGCAGACUUCAUCGUGAAGGGGAGCUGCUUUAUUUUUUCACCCCAGCAUUCGAGUCUAAUGGACAAACUCUUUGUAAAUGCUUUUUAAGAAUCACCACUCUAGGAAGACACACACUGCAGGCCCAGGCCUAGAGUCUUAUUUGAAGGGAUUUAACUUCACUGGUGAACCGCCUUGGCUCCUCUGCACCUGAGUUACAACAACAAUAAUUCCAUCUCUUUCAUAUCCAAUUUACUAGUGAAGUGAAAGGACUUCUUGUGACCAUGAACACAACCACUCCCACUGAGUUUGAAUUCUCGUUCCUGGAGGAGGGUUUCUCUGCCAAGGAUAUUGUUGAUCAAAAGAUCAAUGAGACGUCCAUGACGGAUGACAGAGAUGCCUUCUACAUCUGUGACCUAGGGGAUGUGCUAAAAAAGCAGCUGCGCUGGGUGAGAGCCCUGCCUCGAGUCACUCCUUUCUAUGCCGUCAAAUGCAACGACAGCCGGGCUGUUGUCAUGACACUGGCAUCCCUGGGAACUGGCUUUGACUGUGCAAGCAAGACAGAGAUUCAGCUGGUUCAGUCUCUGGGAGUGGAUCCAAGCAGAAUCAUUUAUGCCAACCCCUGCAAGCAAGUUUCCCAGAUCAAGUAUGCGUCCGCCCAUGGCGUUCAGAUGAUGACCUUUGAUAGCGAAGUGGAACUGAUGAAAGUGGCACGCUGUCAUGACAAUGCCAAGCUGGUCCUUCGUAUUGCUACAGAUGACUCAAAGGCAGUGUGUCGACUGAGUGUGAAGUUUGGAGCUACACUCAAAGCUUGUCGAGGUCUUCUGGAGCGGGCCAAAGAACUGGGGCUGGAUGUGAUUGGCGUCAGCUUCCAUGUCGGCAGUGGCUGCACUGAUCCCGAGACCUACACCCAGGCUAUCGCUGAUGCCCGCUGUGUUUUCGAUAUUGGGGAUGAGCUGGGCUUCAACAUGGAUCUCCUGGACAUUGGAGGUGGUUUUCCUGGUUCAGAGGACACUGAACUCAAAUUUGAAGAGAUCACAGCAGUGAUUACUCCGGCCCUGGACAAGUAUUUUCCUGCAGACACUGGUAUCAAGAUCAUUGCUGAGCCCGGGCGCUAUUACGUUGCCUCCGCCUACACACUAGUUGUGAACAUCAUCGCCAAGAAGGUCAUCAUGGAUGACGAGUCUGCCUCUGAUGAGGAGGACGAAGGGACCAGUGACAGGACUCUGAUGUACUAUGUCAAUGAUGGAGUGUAUGGAUCCUUCAACUGUAUUCUCUAUGACCACGCUCACUGCUUGCCAACACUACAUAAGAAGCCAAAGCCGGAUGAGGCCAUGUAUCCCUGCAGUAUCUGGGGCCCAACAUGCGAUGGCCUGGAUCGCAUUGUUGAACAGUGCAGCCUGCCUGACAUGCAGGUGGGUGACUGGCUGGUCUUCGAGAACAUGGGUGCUUACACCGUGGCCGCCUCCUCCACCUUCAACGGCUUCCAAAGACCUGACAUCCACUACGUCAUGUCCCGCACUGCUUGGCAACAAGUACAGCAGAUCUGUUCCCAAGGCAUACCAGCUCCUGCGGAGGAGUCCAGCUUGUUUGAAGUGCCCGCCUGCUGUGGCAGAGAGAGCAGCUUGGAGAUGCCUACGAAGCCCUUCCAGGCUCAUGUGGUUUAAAUGAGUACUGUACAUCACACGACAGUUAUCAACAUCUUGCAUCUUUUUGUUAUCAGUUACUGGAGAAGUUUCCUUUUUUAUUCUAUUUUUUUUCUUCUCCCCAUAUGUAAACCGUGACAUUUCAAGGCCAGUUACUUGACAGGAGAAUGAGAGGGGCAUGUUGUUGCACACAUUUCUGUGUUCUGUAUGGAAGCUUUGGAUCAACCCUCAAAGUGAUGAGGCUGGAUCACACUCUUUAGUGUUCUAGGCGGAGGGUUACAGGGCGACUCUGUACUUGAACGUUUUACUGAAGUCUCUUUUUGGAGUCCGACUGUAAGACCUAGAGUACUGUAGUUUAUGAAAAUCACAUGUUCUGAAACAGGAACUGUUUCUUUGUAUAAAUAAAAUAAAAUCACAACUACUUUGCUGAAGGAUUCCAUCACCAUAAGACUCACAACACUUGAAACUGUAGCAAUAGUCCAAGUGGUGAAGGGUUCGUCAUGCUAAUCAUUUAAUACUAUUGAGCACAAUAGUAGAAAAUUCUUACUGUGAGGGUGAUUUAACAGUAAACUCCUCUACAGCCCUGUUAACAGCAGAAGUGGUUGGUAACUGCAAAGAGGUGGUCGAGGGUUGAUUUUAUUCCUCAAAAAAUGGCUGCUAUGUUUUAUUUAUAUUUUCCAAGAUCUCAGCUUCUGUACAGAACCCCUCAAGUGUUAAUCUUAAAGAUGUUAAGGAGAAAAAUAUUUAUUCUUUCUACUGAUAUUAACCAAUGUACUAUUGAGUGUUUUAUUUUGUAAAUGCCUGUCUACUGGGUAUUCACAGAACCAAUGCAACAUUUUAGGAUGUAUUAGUACAAACAGAAACUUGUCAAAAUGCAUGCAUGCAUAGUGUAACUCUGUAUUAAUGUGGCUGCAGCAUUUGAGUCAACUUUAAGCAAAUGUACAUGUUGUUCAUAGUAAGCAUGUGUAUCUUUCUUAAUGAGACACCACAGCUGCUCCGAUAACUGAAUCUUCAAGAUUAACACUUUAUAAAAAAAAAAAAAACAGGGACUCAAGAAGCAGACUGCACCUCUCCUCUUCUCCUCCUUAUUUUAUUUUGUCUUUAUUUUUUUGUAACUUGUAGAAGGCAAGAAGUCUGUUCGUGAUAAGGAGCAGUGUUUAACCACAUGUUUGAAAUGGAUACGGAAGAGACGGGAUUGCAACGUCAUAACGCUUUCCUAUGGAAACUUUUUGAAGUUUUGUAUUUUUUUAAUAAAUAAAACAUUAGGUGCAGAGCCGAA
This is a messenger RNA of Labrus bergylta (ballan wrasse), 2954 nucleotides long. RefSeq names its product ornithine decarboxylase 1 (gene odc1). Lineage: Eukaryota; Metazoa; Chordata; Actinopteri; Labriformes; Labridae. Gene Ontology annotation, molecular function: ornithine decarboxylase activity. Gene Ontology annotation, cellular component: cytoplasm. The record is from RefSeq and is a predicted model, not a curated record.